Drosophila willistoni is the source of this 2787-nucleotide messenger RNA. RefSeq lists its product as uncharacterized. Bases 1 to 2787 code for a protein of 928 amino acids. The record is from RefSeq and is a predicted model, not a curated record. The transcript has 2 exons. Gene Ontology annotation, molecular function: nucleic acid binding; zinc ion binding. Lineage: Eukaryota; Metazoa; Arthropoda; Insecta; Diptera; Drosophilidae.
AUGACGACAGUUGGAAGUUUGGAACCGUUUGAUUUGGGACAGCCAAAUAAAUGGGGCUCAUAUUUGGAGCGAUUUAAAUUGUUCCUGCUUGCCAAUGAUGUCAAAGACGAGGGUCGCAAAAAAGCAUCUUUCCUCACAUUGGUCGGAGCACCAGUCUACGAUCUUUUGACAUCAUUGGCGUUUCCAAACCAGGUCAGUACAUUACCGUUAGACCAAAUUGAGAAGAUUCUAACUGAUCAUCUUUGUCCACGUCCAUCGGAAAUCGCGGCAUUUUAUCAUUUUCACAAACGUGAUCAACAUCCGGAUGAGACCGUCGGAAACUAUCUCGCAGCCCUGCGGGCAUUGGCAGUGGGUUGCAAUUUUGGAGCAGCGUUGGACAGAAUGCUGCGUGAUCGUUUUGUAUGCGGCAUGAGGGAUGAAAGCUUACAGAGAAGUUUUCUUGCAGACACUGAAUUGACAGUGCAGAAAGUUUUGGAGAGAGCAACUACUAGUGAAGCUGCAGCAGCGAGUGCAAAGGCUAUCAGACAGCCUAACGAGACUAUCCACAGCAUCAAAUCACAGCGCCCUCAACAACCAUAUAAAGGAAAAGGACAACAAUGUGCGGGUUGUGCCGGUCCAUACGGCCGGCAGCAAUGCCCUUAUCGUGAAGCAAUAUGUCACGGCUGUGGCCGGAAGGGCCAUCUUAAGCGUGUCUGCCGGAGUAAUGACUCGUCGAACGAUGUUCAUCCAGUAAAGGGCAAAAAUUCACGUGGGAAAUCGGUAAACCUCAUAUCUAAUCUGGUGAGCCUGAAGAAACGUAUCACGGUACAGAUUAAUGGAAAAUCGUGUACUUUUGAAGUGGAUUCUGGAUCUGACGUAACUAUGAUGACGUUGCGGACUUAUGAUCGUAUCUGGCCAACAAACAAGCCUAAGGUUUACAACUACGAUCCGGGGUUUAGUGACUACCAACACAACCCAAUCCAGAUACUAGGAGUUUUUGAUGUAUCAAUUCAUUACAACGGUCGUAAUAUCGAUAAUCUACCAGUCAUCGUCACUAAAAGCGGUUGUAGCGACCUUCUGGGUUGUAACUGGUUCGACCCACUAGGCAUCAGUAUCAAGGGCAUACAUUCAGUGGGCAGUGACGUACAGAUCGCAGGCAUUCUGAAUAAGUUCGAACACUUAUUCUCAACAGAACUUGGUUGUUACACUGGUCCGCCAGUCAUAUUAAACAUUGAUGCUACAGUGCCACCAGUGCGACUACCUCCACGCCAAAUUCCAUAUGCUCUAAAGGGACUAGUCGAAGAGGAGCUGGAUCGCCAAUGCAAGCAAGGGAUUCUUAAACCUGUGGAGUAUUCAGAUUGGGCCACUCCUAUUGUACCAGUUAUCAAGAAGGACGGUUCAAUUCGUAUUUGCGGCGACUAUAAAUCAACUUUAAACAAAGCGGUUAAGCCGCACUGCCAUCAAAUACCGGCGAUCAACACUUUGCUGGCAUCUAUGGAAGGUGGAUCGAUUUUUGCCAAAAUUGAUCUGGCUCAAGCUUAUCAGCAGUUAGUAGUCGACGAAAACUCGUCUUUGCUGCAAACAAUCAGUACACAUAAGGGUGCAUUCAAAGUUACUCGAUUGCAAUUCGGCAUUUCAUCAGCACCAGGCAUUUUUCAAAGCUGUAUUGAGAAUGUGGUACAGAAUAUUUCCGGAGUCUUACCAUAUUUUGAUGACAUUGUAAUAUUUGGAAAAACGGAAACGGAAUUGGCAACUAGAUUACAGGAACUGUUUAUACGUUUUGACAAAGCCGGACUGCGACUACGCAAGGACAAAUGCCAAUUCGGAGUACCAUUCGUUGAGUUUUUAGGUUUCAAAAUUGACUCAACUGGUAUAAGACCAUGUGCCGAUAAAGUCUCGGCAAUCAAAGACGCACCAGCACCUAAGGAUAAAAAGCAGUUGCAGGCUUUCUUAGGACUACUAAAUUUUUAUCACUCAUUUUUGCCACAUAAAGCAACAGUGGCAGAACCCUUACAUCGUCUUUUGGAUAAAAAUGCAACUUGGAGGUGGGACAAACAGUGUGAGAAGGCUUUUUCUACACUUAAGGAACUUAUUGGGUCAGACGACGUACUAGUGCAUUAUGAUGGUUCAUUGCCACUAGUGCUAGCUUGUGAUGCGUCACCAUAUGGACUCGGUGCAGUUUUAAGUCACAAAAUGCCGAAUGGAGCGGAGAAACCCAUCGCUUUUUACUCCCGUACCUUAUCCAAAGCUGAGCGGAAUUAUGCUCAGAUUGAUCGAGAAGCUAUUGCCUUGGUAGCAGGAGUAAAGAAGUUCCACAACUACGUCUACGGUCGUACUUUCACACUAAUCACCGAUCAUCGACCUCUGUUGGGUAUUUUUACCACAUCGAAAGCAAUCCCAAACAUUAUUUCAAAUCAGAUGCUACGUCGAUCUUUGUUCCUGUCAGCAUAUACUUUCGAGCUAGUACACCGCUCCGGAUUAAAAAUGGGCAAUGCGGAUUUUCUAAGUCGUUGUCCACUGUCAGCAGCAUCGGACGCUGUUAGCACCGACGAUGUGCUUAUGAUCGAAUUAGCAGCAACGCCAAUCAUAAGUGCUGAGGCGAUUGCCGCUCAAACAUCGAAGGACCCCUUAUUGGCGAAAGCACCAUCAGCAACUGAUGACAACACGGAAGAUCCUGCUUCCAGUAACCACUCUAGGCCAGAGAGUCCUAUUCAAGAUGAUCCACACUCAUUGCAUGCCUCACCGAUGCUACGACGUUCUGCUCGCAUGAGACGACCCACUCAAUUCUAUGAAUCAUCUGGAUGUUAA